AUGUCAUACUCCGAUCAUUCAUCAUUAAACAUUAUUUUCACACUUGGUUUUAUUUCACGUUCAAUCAAACAAAAUUCAUCUCAUUAUGAUCAAUUAAAAUUAUCACCUAUAAAUUUAGAAAUAUUUUCUAAUGCAAUGAAAACAACAUUAACAUUAGCUUAUGAUAUAUUACUUGUUUUAUUUCUUGAAAUACGUUUACAUUGUUUUUAUUAUUUAUCUUUAUUUUUUCAUGAUACAUUAAAUUAUGCCUAUGCUUUAAAUACAGAUCCAGAUGAAAAUAUAAUGACAUUAAAUCGUGAUUUAUCACAUUUACAAGAAACAUUAAAUUCUUCAUUAAAUGAAAAGAAAUUUUCAUUUUUAUUUCAAGGUCUUGGUUUUGUUUUAGCAACAAUAUUAAUACGUUCAUCACCACGUUUUAGUCGUAUAAGUGAAUUAGGUGUAACGAAAAUGUGUCGAAAUAUAUUUGCUAUUGAACAAACAUUAACACAAAUUCGAACAGCUGGUGAUGCUGAAUUAAUGCGUGCACAUCAAUAUUAUGAAUUAUUAUAUUCAAUAAAACCAGAAGAUAUUCUUAAUAUAAUUGAAGAACAUGGACAAGAAUAUAGUGAACAAGAUUAUUUACAUCUAUUACAAUUGCAAUAUCGAAGUCUUUCAAGUGAUGAGAGAGAACAUUUUGAUUUGAGUAAAUAUGAACAAUUAGUAAAAACAGCUCUUAAUCCCCAAAUCAAGAACAGUAAUUAA
Molecule: messenger RNA, 741 nt
Organism: Rotaria sp. Silwood1
Lineage: Eukaryota; Metazoa; Rotifera; Eurotatoria; Philodinida; Philodinidae
Source: the annotation of a GenBank genome assembly